Molecule: messenger RNA, 3222 nt
Organism: Symbiodinium sp. CCMP2592
Lineage: Eukaryota; Dinophyceae; Suessiales; Symbiodiniaceae
Source: the annotation of a GenBank genome assembly
AUGGCCCGAAGCUCCGGCAGAGUCGGGACUGAGAAGUCUUUCACUAGUGGUGCGUAUGGUCAGGGCCCCUUGGUUGGCCUGCGAAAACACGUAAGCAGCCAUGCGCAUGUCACCAGACUUCUGGUGAAGUUGGCAGUGCAGUUCUUUCCAGCAUUGACAGUGCAGUUCUUUCCAGCAUUGACUUUUACAACUGCGGCCUUGUUUCGUGAUGUCCAAACAACCCGACAUUCAGAUAAAGGCAAUUUGCCUGGUUCUCUGAAUGGCGUGGCUGCGCUCAGUAACUUCUCAGCUGGGCAUAUCAAGUUGCACACUUCAGAUGGUGAAAGACGCCUCGAUGUGGCGACUUGCCCAGUGGUGUUUGAUCCGGCAGUGGAGCACGAAACUUGCUCUUGGGAGGGCACCCGCCUUGUGCUGGUUGCUUUCUCAGCGAAUCGGCUUGAUCUCAUGUCAGCUGAGGACACUGCCUCGCUGCUUAAUUUGGGGUUUCCUCUUCCCUCUGUAGGUCCCCCUUCGGUUUCCCAUAGGUCGCAGCCCAAAGUUACAUCAGCUAUGGCUGGUGACCGAGGCCUUGUGUUGCAUUUCUUCGCUGGCCCUGCGCAUCUUGCUCAGUCCUUGCAAAAGAAUGGCUUCGACGUCUUGGCCUUCGAUCGCGGCACUGCCCGUGCCCGCUUUCCAGUCCAGUCUAUCGACUUAUGCGACCUGCAGGACCGGACUCUUUGCUGCAGCAUUUUGACCGAGCAGGCAGAUCGCAUUGAGCUAGUUUUCUUGUCGCCGCCUCUGCUGUCUUCAUGCAUUGAGUCAGAUCCACUCGCAGUGGCUGUGACCGCUGUUGUUCAGCAUGUCGUUGAGCUUGGAUUGAGAGUGUGCAUCGAAAGCCCCAUUAAAUCCGCUUUGUGGAGCCAUUCUGCCACAGCUGUUCUCUUCGCUUCAGGUCUGUUCAAGGAUGUUUGCUUUGACGUGUGCAUGCAUGGAGGGCAUCAGAAUCGUCGGGUCCGCUUUAGCUGCAACUCCGACAUCUUUGAGCCUCUUGCCUUGCUUUGCAACCGUUCGCAUAAACAUGCCUCGGAUGCCAUGCUGCAUCCUACGGAUAAAGGUGCAUACCCUUGGCUCCUUUGCCAUCGCAUUUCCGAUCUGCUGCUUCAGCAGACGACCUCACGGGCGCCGCCGACCUCUUUGCUCGGCCCCGCUCCUACAGAAUUGCGUGUUGCCUUGGAUCGCCAAGGCAAGUAUCGACGACCUCUUGUUUCAGAAUUUCAGAGUUACGAUGCUUGGGCUUUCUCUCCUGAGCUCGAGGCCGAACGCUCUCAGGUCCUUGCUUUGUCAUACCCGAAAGGAGCUCGCAUUGUCCGACGCAAACUCUGCAAGGGGGGUGCCGUCCGUGUUUGCCAUCGUCCACUGCUGUCAGAUUCUGGGCCCCGGCUUUCGGCGGAAAAUCAGAUGGUCGAAGUGGCUUGGAUCGGCAUCCCGCGGGAACCUCUUGACUUUCUUCGAGAGGCGGUCAAAGUGGGGCACCCCAAGUCUUUCUUGGACCAGGACGAGCCCAGCAUUGAGCGUCUCGUGGAGAAUUUGCUAGGAUUGAGGCUGGCAUGGCCCACUCAUGUGCAAAACAUCCUUCGAGACAAGAAAACUGAACUCUUGAAGCUGGAUGUUCCGGACAGGUGUUUAUCCGGCCGAGGCCCGACCUCCUUCGGUCAGCAUGGAGAGGUUACAACUCGAGCUUGGGAAGAGACCAAAGCUGAGCUCGAACGGGGAUGGAUUUUCGAGGCCCCAUGUUGCGAGGACGACUGCAUUUCCGAGGGCUCCCAAUCGGGACGUCCAACCAAAGACUUCACGGGAUGCUUUGGCAUACGAGGUGUGUUGAUUGCACGACGGUUUGGGAUUCUGCAGUCGCUCAAGGUUCGGGUGAUUGACGAUUGCAAAGCCUCGGGAUACAACCAGACCACUGGUCUCCCGGAACGCUUCCGUCUCCAUGGCCUUGAGUUCUUGAGUGCCUUUCUUGUCAAAGCCAUGAGAGACGUCAGGUCAAGAUGCACCCCGAUCCUUGGCAGGACGUACGACCUCUCUUCUGCAUACAAACAGUAUGCGGUGCACACAGAAGAUCGGAGUGUAUUGCGCAUCGGGGCCAAAGACACAGAGUCAGGAUCGGUCCGCCUUUUCGGUGUGAACUCACUGCCGUUCGGGGCCACAGGCUCCGUCGCAGGAUUCUUGAGGACGGCGGCUGCGACUUGGUUCUUGGGAGCUCAGGUUUUGAAGCUUGCUUGGGGAUGCUACUUUGACGAUUACCCUUGUCUGUGCAAAGCCAAAUUGUCCGAUGACGUGAGCAGCAUUGUUCAUCGAUUCUUCGGGCUUCUUGGCAUUGUCUAUGCAACCACGGGCAAGAAAGCAGUUGAGUUCGCUGCUCAGUUCAAAGUACUGGGGAUCCUAGUCGACCUCUCAUCCUUCACCGAUGGCACCGUUCUGCUCAAACACACUGAAGAAAGGAUUGCCACCCUGUCCGCUGCACUUCAAGAUGUGCUUGACCGGGAUGCGAUCAGUCAGACCGAGGCAGACCGCAUGCGUGGAAGGAUGCACUGGUUCUCAUCUUUCUUGUUUGGCCGCCGAUCGUGCUUGGCACUGCAAGUCUUGAGCCGUCGUGCCCGAGGCUUCGGCUGUUCUAAGAAGCUUGAUCCUGGGCUGCGGCAAGCCUUGAUUUACCUGAAGGAUGUUGCGUUGCACGCAGAGUCCAUUUCCCUAGACAGGCACAUGGGUCGCACGUACAUCAUCUUCACUGAUGGUAGUCUCGAGGGCCCGACUGCUAGUUUGGGUGGUGCGUUGUUUGAUGGGAGUGGUUCAGCACUCUCUUUCCUCAGCCUUGAUCUCCCGGAUCGGGUCUUGAACAAACUUCGCCAGACCUCCAAGCAUCCUAUAUACGAAAUCGAGAUGCUUGCAGUAUGGGCCGCUCUGUCCAUCUGGUCAGAGCAGUUGGCCAAUACCUAUUCCGUUUUGUACAUCGAUAACGAAGCUGCUCGAGGAGCGUUCACUUCUUGCAAAUCCGGUACUUUGCCGGGAAGCACGAUCCUUGAGGCCUGUGUCACGCUCGAAGAAGCGUCGCGAUGCAGGUUAUGGUUCGGGAGAGUGCCAACUUCGAGCAACAUAGCAGACAAUCCCAGUCGCGGUGAUUGCAGUCAACUUGUGGCCAUGGGAGCGUCUCGGUCAGUGUUGCGACAUCCGUUCCCGCUUUGA